Mitosporidium daphniae is the source of this 360-nucleotide messenger RNA. RefSeq lists its product as uncharacterized. The transcript has a single exon. Bases 1 to 360 code for a protein of 119 amino acids. The record is from RefSeq and is a predicted model, not a curated record. Lineage: Eukaryota; Fungi; Microsporidia.
AUGAGCACCGGCAACCCCAACCAUCCCAAUGGCAAUGUCAAGCUUGAUUUGGCACUUGACGAUAUCAUUAAAUCCGGUCGCCCUCAAAAGGGCUCCUCUACCGUUCCUCGCGCCGAAAAGAGCAGGAAAUGGGAGCAUGACAUGUUUUCUCGUAAAAAGCGGGACCAUCAACAUCGCAGGGAUCGCCAUCAUCGAGGGCCAGAGAAAAGACACGCAACCAAUUGGGGAUAUUUAAUUAAAAUAUCCAAUUUGCAUUGGGAAGUCACCAAAGACGAUGUCAAAGUGAGCCCAAUUUUAUUUACCGCUAGAAAUUUUUGGAAUCGCUCCAGGACUGCCCGCCCUUGGGCCAGAUUUCAAUAA